UUGCCAUCCGCCUUCUUUGGAAGACUUUUGUUAAUCAGAUACGUUAUCAAGACUGCCUUAUCCGCUACUUGAACUGCCGAAAUGGGGCCGACAAAGGAAUCGACAAAAACGCGCUUCGAUCGUUGGAUACGCAAGCCUUGGGAGUCGCUGUCUCCACGACGCAGCAAAGACGCUCCCAAAACAGACAAUAUCGUCAGUGCUACAAUAACUUCAUCCAGCGUUCCUCCAUCUCCUGCCAAUCGGGGCUCUACCGUCGACGACAUUAACUGUGGACAAAUCCUGGGAAAAGAUCUGCAACCAGUGGUGUAUGAAGUCGUAACGGGACAGUUCAUUCUGGGUUAUCUGUGCGACGUGGACUGGGAAAGAAAGCGCGUCCUGGUGGAUUUCGACUGUUACGACCACCCACCUUUGUGGCUGCCAGGCGCGCAGGUGCAGCGGCAUAGAGCAGUAAGAGAAUGGGACCUCGGGAUCAAAAGGCCUUUUGAAGCCGCUCUGCGCUUGGCUUCCGACCAACCCUACGUGUUCUAUCCAGCGCGCAUUAUUUCUCCCGUUGACGACAGCGCGGGUCCAAUUUGUGUUGAAGUGACGCCUCCGGGCGGUGAUGUGCCCAUUCGGAAAUUUGUCCAUCCGCUCCAGCUGCGCAUUGUAUGGAAAUAUCCGCGCAGCUCAUACGCCGCUGAAUAUGACUCAGUUGUUGGAUGCUGUCGUCAGCUACACCAACAAACGGCCCCUCUCGAAUUUGGGCAGAAUGUGGAAGACAUUGAUCUGCAGUGGUUGUUGCAGGCUGUAAACGAAAUUCCGUGGAUAAAUGUGGUACGGAUAUGGCUGGACACCCAAAGCGUUCACUUUGUCUAUACGAAAAAAGGAAAGGAAAAUUUGAAUGAGACGGUUUUGAAGAUUCUGGUUCAGAAUUCGCGGUGUCACGUGACUGCGCCCGAGAAACUUUUGGACUUAUCUAACACUGAUGCCGUCCGCGACGGUUCCUUGGUAAAGCUGCCAUAUGAACUUUUGAAGAGGAUCGUGUUAUCAAUCGAAGACAUCCACAGCGUGGUUAGCGCUCAAAAAGUUUGCAAAUCCUGGCAUGACAUUCUCCGUCGAGACAUCAAUCAACAUGCCGCUGUCGCGAUCGACCUGACCAAUCUGCUCCCCGAUUCUUCCAGCAGCAAAGAGCGAAAUUAUAACCGAACUCAACUUAUAAACAUCCUCGACACUACCGUGACUACAGCGACCGUGGGGCUGCUGCUAAUGAACGGCAAUCUAAGUAUGGAGUUGGCCAAAUACAUCGUUGGGUUUCUAUCUAUUAAAGUCCCGUGUUUGCCUGCGAUCUUCCUGAGAAAUAUACUGUGUUCGUACCCCGUGGCACAAAAAUACGAGCAGCAGCGGCUCGAGUGGGCCAAUCUCAGCCAGCUGAUGCUAGCAUGCCGAGAACUGCAUCUGCAAAACGUUAUCGUUCCUGCCCUUUUCGGCUCCAUCGCCGGAUUGUGGACCGUGCCGGCCGAAACACGGCUGGACAUCGAUGCGGUCGUAGACAAACUCGUACUUCACUCAACGCUUACUGAAGACGAUCGGAUGGAACAUUUUCUGAAAGCUUUGGAUGCUAGUUGCCCCGCGUUCACAGCUUGUGAUCGGAAAACCAUUGACAAUGCUUACCGUGCGACGCUUUCGCGUGCAGAAUUUCCGCCACGAAACACACUCCUCAUGAUCCAGCUGUUGAAUCGAGCAAUAACCGGACAAAAACAACCGCCGUUGUCCAGACUUGCCGCUCAUGCCUUCCGCUACUCUUAUCCCACGGAGGCGACGUCCUCCAGCUCCGUCCCCGGCUGCCGUUUCCUUUCCUGCCCAACACCAUCUGACCCGAGGGACACGGAAGAAAUAUUGCGGCAUUGAGUUCUGUUUUAUGUACCUGAUUAAACUCAAAUAUGCCAUCUCAGGUUGUCACGGCCAUUCGGUCUCAUUCGCAAGCGAUACUUUUGUAGUGACCGCGCGCCCGUGUAUUGUGCUCCCGCUGGAUUGCCGUAGGAUGUUGUAGCAGAUAAGCUCAUCGACUAUAGCGCUAAAAACUUUUGUAGCCUCUCCCAAUGUAUAAUUCUGUAUAACAUCUGUAACCUCUAUACGAGGAGGGGGUAAACGAGCUCGAUGUACUCGAGUCAUGGGUAACAGAGCACGUUAUCCGUAACCGUGCCUGUGCAGAUCGAUCAGCCACCAAGAGAUGGCAGUGUUCUGCUAAUCAAUAUAACCCCCACCGACUGGUGGCCGGCCGUGUGUUUCAAGUAACUUCAAUUUAAUGGCUAAUAUGUAGUU
This is a messenger RNA of Paramacrobiotus metropolitanus, 2301 nucleotides long. RefSeq lists its product as uncharacterized. The coding region runs from base 82 to 1887 and encodes 601 amino acids. The record is from RefSeq and is a predicted model, not a curated record. The transcript has 3 exons. Lineage: Eukaryota; Metazoa; Tardigrada; Eutardigrada; Parachela; Macrobiotidae. Gene Ontology annotation, molecular function: protein binding.